AUGAAAUCAAUAUUUAUUCCUACUCUACUUUUUUGUUUCAUUUCAGCACCACUGCUUUCGAGUUCGACUGACAUUCAUUCGAACGCAAAAUGGAUACAGAAUGGUCUUACUGUGGCUGGCGGAAAUGGGCAAGGCAGUGGAAUCAAUCAACUUCAUAACCCAUGGGGUUUAUAUGUCGAUGAUGAUGAAACCAUUUAUGUCGCUGAUUGUGCGAAUAAUCGCAUUGUGGAAUGGAAAUGUGGUGCGACCAGUGGCCAAGUGGUUGCCGGUGGAAAUGGAAAUGGAAAUGGGGCUCAUCAGUUAUAUCACCUAAGAGAUAUGAUUGUCGACAAAGAGAGAAAUUGUCUCAUCAUCAGCGAUGAAAGUAAUAAAAGAGUAGUUCGAUGGCCUCGUCGAAAUGGUACUAGUGGAGAAACUAUCGUUUCAAAUAUCUCUUGCUACAGUUUGACAAUGGAUGAGAAUGGAUCUCUCUAUGUCGCUGACUACGUAAAACAUGAAGUGAGACGAUAUAAAAUUGGUGAUACUGAAGGAACAGUAGUUGCAGGUGGCAAUGGAAGUGGAAAUCGUCUUGAUCAACUUUCUAAUCCCCACUAUGUAUUUGUCGAUCGAGAUCAUUCAGUGUACGUGUCCGAUUGUUCCAAUCAUCGUGUGAUGAAAUGGGAAGAAGAUGCAAAACAAGGCAUUGUCGUAGCCGGUGGUCAAGGAUCUGGCACGGAUCUUACACAAUUGUCAAGUCCUCGAGGAAUUGUUGUCGAUCAAUUAGGCAAUGUUUAUGUGGCUGAUCAAGGGAAUAAUCGAAUCGUGCGUUGGCUCAAAGGAGCCACACAGGGAAGCAUCAUUGUUGGUGGAAACGGUGCUGGAGGACAAUCGAAUCAACUCUCUACUCCCAUAGGUUUAUCAUUCGAUCGACACGGUAAUCUCUAUGUCGUCGACCAGAGUAAUCAACGAGUACAAAAAUUUAAUAUCGAUUCAAAUUCAUAG
Messenger RNA from Rotaria sp. Silwood1, 981 nucleotides. Lineage: Eukaryota; Metazoa; Rotifera; Eurotatoria; Philodinida; Philodinidae. The record is from the annotation of a GenBank genome assembly.